AUGUAUCCAAGGUCGAAGAGACAGGCAGUCGAGGAGGAGUGCAAUCUCUACACGCCCAGAGAUUGUUCGGAAUUUCGACCAUCAGAACAGCGCAAUUUCUACGGUUGCGGCCCCACGACACCUUUGUCAUUAGACUACCAGCCUCCACAGCGCCCAUUCCUGCAACACAAAUCUAGUAGAAGCUCCAUCUUCAAGGAAAAUAUCCCGGACAAUGUUGAGGAUGAGCUCAAACGCCCAAAGAGCAGAGACCACCACACCACUCGACCGCCGUCUGCCCGCACACCUGAUGUCCGUCCUGUUUUGCAGACCCAAAAGUCCGACUCGUCUCAACCUGACAAAGCCAAGCGAGGCUCGAGGGUCCUUCAAGCAAUUCAAAGUCUCAACAUGAGAACCCGAAAUAACACUCGCUCGGUGCCAGAACCCCCCACCAGCACGAGCCCUCCCUUAAGUCCACAAGAACUCGACUCGGCGUUUGAGCGAGUCUUAGACUCUCUAAACAUUCCUCUAAACAUGCGUGAUGGCAUGCGAAACCUCAAACCGGACGUCAAGGCGGGACUGAUGAAAGGCGAACGCGUCGGCAGCGGCUCCUCAGCAGCCUCAGGUGCAAGCGAAGUAUCCGAGGUUAGGUCCUCAGCUAGGAAUUCUCACCGAAACGAGAACGACAGGCCGAAAAGCGAGGGUGACGAUAGCAAAGAUCGCAAGCGGUCCCGUUCCCAAUCACGUCCGAGAAGCCGCAUCUUGACCUUGAGCAAACGCGACGAAGACACACCGAGCAAGCAAGACCGUCCCAGAUCGUCGUCUCGCUCACGCAGCAAGUCGAGGAACAAAUCCGCCGACUUGACCAAUUCUAGGCCAACUUCUUUGAAGGCCACGGCCUCGACCGUGUCACUGGCAUCACUGAAUCCGGCAGACAGCGCCGCAGCUCCAGGGGACUUCAUUCAUUACCUUCGAGAAGUGCAGAAGCCUCAGCUGGUCGAAGUCAGCAAGCUCCACAAGUUAAGAAUCCUGUUGAGAAACGAGUCGAUCAGUUGGACCGAUCACUUCGUCAGCAAGGGCGGCAUGGAUGAGCUCGUCCAGUUAUACUAUCGCAUUGGAAAGAUUGAGUGGCGUGAGGAGCAUGAGGACAAUCUCCUUCACGAGACCUUGCUGUGUCUGAAGGGAUUGUGCACAACGUCUCUUGCGCUGCACCGGCUACAGCAGGUCGAAACGGAAUUUUUCCCUGCUCUUUUGAGCAUGCUGUUCGAUCCGGAGAGAAAAGGUCCGUCCGAGUUUAGCACUAGAGGAGUUAUAAUAUCCCUUCUAUUCGCACACCUAUCCGCAGUGGGUGGCGCAGAUCAAGAGCAAGCUGGAAAACGGGCAAGGACGAUUCUACACUUUCUCAGAGACCCGGCGCCGGAGGAAGGCAAGCAGACACUGGAUUUUGUCUCUCAGAUGCACACACCUCGACCAUACCGAGUCUGGUGCAAGGAGGUUGUUAACGUCACCAAGGAAGUUUUCUGGAUAUUCCUGCACCAUCUCAAUGUCGUGCCGAUCAUCGAUGUGGACGAAUCUAUGGGAUACAGGCGGGCACACUUUCCCGCUCCGCGACCACCUCAUCCAGCCGCCCCUUACGUUGGCGGAGUUGAAUGGGAGGCGACGCAGUAUCUCGCAGUCCACCUUGAUCUGUUGAAUGGUCUUAUCAGUUGCAUGCCCAGUGCACGUGAACGAAAUGCCCUCCGGGAGGACCUGAAGCAAUCUGGAUUCGAGAAGGUGAUGGGCGGCAGUUUGCGGACUUGCAAGGAGAAGUUCUACGGAGGCGUCCACGAGGGCCUGAAGUGUUGGGUAUCAGCCGCCAAAGCCGACGGGUGGCCAGUGGAAGAUGUCCGAGCCGGACCUCCCAGAGAAGCCGCAAGUCCACGAAAGAGCCCGGUCAAGAGGAAAGCGGACGAAGUUCCACAGCUCGCUUUGGAUGUUGGUGCAGGUCAAGGGCAGCUGGUGAAGCCUGACGACGGGUGGCUCUGA
Messenger RNA from Cladophialophora yegresii CBS 114405, 2001 nucleotides. RefSeq lists its product as uncharacterized. Gene Ontology annotation, biological process: actin cytoskeleton organization. The transcript has a single exon. The record is from RefSeq and is a predicted model, not a curated record. Lineage: Eukaryota; Fungi; Ascomycota; Eurotiomycetes; Chaetothyriales; Herpotrichiellaceae. Bases 1 to 2001 code for a protein of 666 amino acids. Gene Ontology annotation, molecular function: small GTPase binding; actin binding.